Messenger RNA from Giardia duodenalis, 573 nucleotides. RefSeq names its product RNA-binding protein. The coding region runs from base 1 to 573 and encodes 190 amino acids. Gene Ontology annotation, molecular function: RNA binding. The transcript has a single exon. Lineage: Eukaryota; Fornicata; Diplomonadida; Hexamitidae. The record is from RefSeq and is a predicted model, not a curated record.
AUGUUGGUUGCAGCCCUAGCCAUCAAAGUCAAAAAAUUAACGUCCCUUUUUGUUCGGAACCUUGAUAGCAAGGUCACAGAAGAUCUGCUGUACGAGCUCUUUACACAGGUUGCCCAGGUGCAACGCGUUAACAUCCCGGUGGAUCCCCUGACGGGUUUGCAGAAGCAAUAUGGAUUCGUUGACGUGGGGACGAAAGAAAUGGCUGAGUAUUGUAAGGCCGUUUUAUCCGGCGUUGAGCUAUAUGGUAAACAGCUGGCAAUCCAAGAUUCUCGCGCAGACAUAGAACAAGGCGUUUUUACGCAGCAGGUUUUAAGAGUGACAUUCAUUAGGCCUCUCAACUACAUAGAUGAUUGCGCAUGCCCUGCUAGUCUAGGGAGCGGGUUACCUGGUAAAUUUCUGGAGAGGCUCAAGGGAAUCUUGGAGAGAUUCGGUGCUGUGACCGGCCAGGUUUACCACGACGGGUAUGCCCUUUUCUCUUUUUCCACUGACUGCGCGGCCACAGAGGCUGCUACCGCUCUAAACAAUCAGUUCAUCUGCGGAAUGCUGGUAACGACGGCCGUAAUCAAUCGGUAA